Messenger RNA from Strongylocentrotus purpuratus (purple sea urchin), 3081 nucleotides. Its product is annotated as amidase-like. Lineage: Eukaryota; Metazoa; Echinodermata; Echinoidea; Camarodonta; Strongylocentrotidae. Gene Ontology annotation, molecular function: catalytic activity. The transcript is spliced from 12 exons. Bases 132 to 1808 code for a protein of 558 amino acids. The record is from RefSeq and is a predicted model, not a curated record.
AUUUAUCAGGUACAACGUGACCCAGGCUUGAACCGGACAGGUUCCGUCUGAACAUGAUCUGCAGUCAUUUUGUAAUGUAACAGAGAUCGACGCGCGUAUCUCGUAUCUCCAUAUAAACAUUUCUAUCGACAAUGGCAAUGUCGACAAUAAAAGAGAUUACGGACAAUAACCUGUCCUUUGUGCCGUGUUUACAAUAUAACGGCAUGAAGCAAUUCAUUGGCGUUCAGUCUAUACAUAGAAUGGCAUCACAUAGUAGUGGUCGUGCAGCUAAUGAUCUGUACAACUGUCCUGCAGUGAGAAAACCCACCCUAGCCCAGGUGAAAGAUAUCGCAAAAGAUCUUGGCUUCCAAUACGAAGAUGAUGAUAUUCAGAAAUACAAAGCGAUUAUCGGAGAAAGCAUUGACAGCAUAAACAGUGUAGAGCAUCUGGUUGAACCGAGACUGCCUACCAGAUAUCCAAGACUUCCAGGGUACAGACCAAAACAACAGGACAAUCCUUAUAAUGCAUGGUACUGGAGGUGCGAGAUCCAGGGAGCCAGCGGUGGUAAAUUGGCGGGAAAACGAGUCGCAAUCAAGGACAAUGCAGCAGUAGCAGGGGUUCCUAUGAUGAAUGGAUGCCACGCUCUGGAAGGAUUCACACCCGACUUUGAUGCAACGGUCGUAACCAGAAUACUAGACGAAGGAGGGUCUAUUGCCGGUAAAACAGUAUGUGAAAACUUGUGUUUAUCUGGGAGCAGUUAUACAGCAGCCAAAGGUCCUGUGAUGAACCCUCACGAUACUACAAGAUCGUCUGGUGGAUCCAGCUCGGGCAGUGCUGUGGUGGUUUUGGCUGGUGACGUUGAUAUGGCCAUCGGAAGUGAUCAAGGCGGUUCGAUUCGCAUGCCUGCAGCAUGGACUGGCAUUGUUGGUCUAAAACCAACCUAUGGGCUUGUCCCUUACACAGGCGUCUGGUCUAUAGAGCCUUCUUUUGACCACAUUGGCCCAAUGGCAAGAACGGUUCAUGAUUGCGCCCAGCUUCUCGAGGUGAUUGCUGGAUACGACCAUGGAAACGAUCAUAGACAGUGCCAACACAUUACAGUACCGGAAUAUAUAAAAGAGCUUGAAGGUUCAAGUGUAUCCGGGAUUCGUAUCGGUCUAUUAGAAGAAGGAUUGAAUAACCCAAAAGCAGAUUCAGCAGUCAGUGGUAUCGUGGAGAAUCUUGUCAACAAGUUAUCAAUGUUUGGAGCUAGCAUAGGGAGAAUAUCAGUUCCUCUUCAUUUGAAAGCUCCUGGUAUAUGGAACUGCAUUGCAGAAGGGGUUUUUGAAACAACUGUGCGUCAUGGAGGUGUUGGGAGUGGUCAUCCUGGUUUUUAUCCUUCUGGAUUCAUCAACGAGUCUGGGAAAAUGUUUAAAUCUCGUCCGAACGACAUCUCAGAUCAUAUGAAGCUCGCCCUAAUGAAAGCAGAGUAUCUGAAGAAGAAUUACCAUGGCCAAGUGUAUGGAAGGGGCCGCAAUCUUACUAUCCUGCUUCGUGAGGCCUACGAGAAAGCUCUUGAAGAGGUUGACAUCAUUGCCAUGCCUACCAUACCUUUCACUGCAACCAAACUGCUGUCAAAGGAUGAUCCUAUUUGUGAGUACCACAGACGAGCUUCCGAGGUGAAUGUUAACACGCAUCCUUUCAACUUGACUGGUCAUCCCGCCCUCAGCGUCAAUGCAGGCUUUUUAGAAGGCUUACCAGUCGGCCUUAUGUUGGUAGGAAGACACAACGAUGAGCUCACCAUCUUCAAAGUCGCUCAGGCUGUAGAGAAAAUCAGGGAUGAGACAAACUAGAAACCAUAUAUGGACAGAAUUCUAACCUCUUUAUCUUAUGUUGGUAGGAAGACACAACGAUGAGCUCACCAUCUUCAAAGUCGCUCAGGCUGUAGAGAAAAUCAGGGAUGAGACAAACUAGAAACCAUAUAUGAACAUAAUUCUGACCUCUUUGUCUUAUGUUGGUAGGAAGACACAACGAUGAGCUCACCAUCUUCAAAGUCGCUCAGGCUGUAGAGAAAAUCAGGGAUGAGACAAACUAGAAACCAUAUAUGAACAUAAUUCUGACCUCUUUGUCUUAUGUUGGUAGGAAGACACAACGAUGAGCUCACCAUCUUCAAAGUCGCUCAGGCUGUAGAGAAAAUCAGGGAUGAGACAAACUAGAAACCAUAUAUGAACAGAAUUCUGACCUCUUUAUCUUAUGUUGGUAGGAAGACACAACGAUGAGCUCACCAUCUUCAAAGUCGCUCAGGCUGUAGAGAAAAUCAGGGAUGAGACAAACUAGAAACCAUAUAUGAACAGAAUUCUGAUCUCUUUGUCUUAUGUUGGUAGGAAGACACAACGAUGAGCUCACCAUCUUCAAAGUCGCUCAGGCUGUAGAGAAAAUCAGGGAUGAGACAAACUAGAAACCAUAUAUGAACAGAAUUCUGAUCUCUUUGUCUUAUGUUGGUAGGAAGACACAACGAUGAGCUCACCAUCUUCAAAGUCGCUCAGGCUGUAGAGAAAAUCAGGGAUGAGACAAACUAGAAACCAUAUAUGAACAUAAUUCUGACCUCUUUGUCUUAUGUUGGUAGGAAGACACAACGAUGAGCUCACCAUCUUCAAAGUCGCUCAGGCUGUAGAGAAAAUCAGGGAUGAGACGAACUAGAAACCAUAUAUGAACAGAAUGCUGACCUCUUUGUCUCAUGUUGUUGGUAGGAAAACACUACAAUGAGAUCAACGUCAGACUCAGGAUAACAAAGUAUUUAAAGUAAUCCUUGCAUUUCCAUAAUUUGAUUAAACGAAUUCGUUUUCACUGGAAGCCUGCCGUAGCAACAAACAGAUUUAACAAAAGACUUAACUCCAUUUCGUUGACGAUCAGCCAUGCAUGAAGUCUUUCGUCUUUUUUGAGCAUGGCUGAUCGCCAACGAAACCGAUUUAAAUCCGUUUUCAACUCUGGUUGUUGCUACAGCAGGCAGCCAGUGAAAACGAACUCGUUUAAUCAAAUUGUGGAAAUGCAAACUUUACUUGAAACAAACAGAACUUUGUUAUUCCUGGCUCAUUUUUCCUGAUUGAGGUGUAAUAUGAAAGGGCA